Molecule: messenger RNA, 1531 nt
Organism: Rhinopithecus roxellana (golden snub-nosed monkey)
Lineage: Eukaryota; Metazoa; Chordata; Mammalia; Primates; Cercopithecidae
Gene: LMX1B
Product: LIM homeobox transcription factor 1 beta
Exons: 8
Coding region: 45-1271 (408 amino acids)
Biological process (GO): regulation of transcription by RNA polymerase II; neuron differentiation
Cellular component (GO): nucleus
Molecular function (GO): RNA polymerase II transcription regulatory region sequence-specific DNA binding; DNA-binding transcription factor activity, RNA polymerase II-specific
Source: RefSeq, a predicted model, not a curated record
GCGAGCAGCCCGGCCGGCGGGGUCCGCAGCGCGCCCUGCGUCCCAUGGAUAUAGCAACAGGUCCCGAGUCGCUGGAGAGGUGCUUCCCUCGCGGGCAGACGGACUGCGCCAAGAUGUUGGACGGCAUCAAGAUGGAGGAGCACGCCUUGCGCCCCGGGCCCGCCACUCUGGGGGUGCUGCUGGGCUCCGACUGCCCGCAUCCCGCCGUCUGCGAGGGCUGCCAGCGGCCCAUCUCCGACCGCUUCCUGAUGCGAGUCAACGAGUCGUCCUGGCACGAGGAGUGUUUGCAGUGCGCGGCGUGUCAGCAAGCCCUCACCACCAGCUGCUACUUCCGGGAUCGGAAACUGUACUGCAAACAAGACUACCAACAGCUCUUCGCGGCCAAGUGCAGCGGCUGCAUGGAGAAGAUCGCCCCUACAGAGUUUGUGAUGCGAGCGCUGGAGUGCGUGUACCACCUGGGCUGCUUCUGCUGCUGCGUGUGUGAGCGGCAGCUACGCAAGGGCGACGAGUUCGUGCUCAAGGAGGGCCAGCUACUGUGCAAGGGUGACUACGAGAAGGAGAAGGACCUGCUCAGCUCUGUGAGCCCCGACGAGUCCGACUCCGUGAAGAGCGAGGAUGAAGAUGGGGACAUGAAGCCGGCCAAGGGGCAGGGCAGCCAGAGCAAGGGCAGCGGGGAUGAUGGGAAGGACCCGCGGAGGCCCAAGCGACCCCGGACCAUCCUCACCACGCAGCAGCGAAGAGCCUUCAAGGCCUCCUUCGAGGUCUCGUCCAAGCCUUGCCGAAAGGUCCGAGAGACACUGGCAGCUGAGACGGGCCUCAGUGUACGUGUGGUCCAGGUCUGGUUUCAGAACCAAAGAGCAAAGAUGAAGAAGCUGGCGCGACGGCACCAGCAGCAGCAGGAGCAGCAGAACUCCCAGCGGCUGGGCCAGGGUGAGCCAGGGCCGGGACUGGGGCUGGGCCUGGGCCUGGAGGUCCUGUCCAGCCGCAUGGAGGGCAUGAUGGCCUCCUACACGCCACUGGCCCCACCGCAGCAGCAGAUCGUGGCCAUGGAGCAGAGCCCGUAUGGCAGCAGCGACCCCUUCCAGCAGGGCCUCACGCCGCCCCAAAUGCCAGGGAACGACUCCAUCUUCCAUGACAUCGACAGCGAUACCUCCUUAACCAGCCUCAGCGACUGCUUCCUCGGCUCCUCAGACGUGGGCUCCCUGCAGGCCCGCGUGGGGAACCCCAUCGACCGGCUCUACUCCAUGCAGAGUUCCUACUUCGCCUCCUGAGAGCCAGCCGGGCGCACGGACGCUUGGGCAGGGGCCUGGGGGGGACCGCCAGCCUCUGCGGCCAGCCUGGCCACCCCCGCCCUGCUCUCCGCACAGACUACAGACAGCCAUACGGUGCCCUCCCCUCGGCCGGCAGGGCCUGACCACUGCCCGUUGGGUACAGCCAGAUCGGUAGAUGGGCACAGCCUGGGCAGGGGCUGUGUCCUGCCCACAGAGACCUUGUCAUCCCCAGGGACCCAGAGCUCUCGACGGCCACUCGC